Molecule: messenger RNA, 7392 nt
Organism: Zeugodacus cucurbitae (melon fly)
Lineage: Eukaryota; Metazoa; Arthropoda; Insecta; Diptera; Tephritidae
Gene: Smg5
Product: nonsense-mediated mRNA decay factor SMG5
Exons: 7
Coding region: 262-3972 (1236 amino acids)
Biological process (GO): nuclear-transcribed mRNA catabolic process, nonsense-mediated decay
Cellular component (GO): telomerase holoenzyme complex
Molecular function (GO): telomeric repeat DNA binding; protein binding; telomerase RNA binding
Source: RefSeq, a predicted model, not a curated record
GAGAUAAGCGUAUACUACAGCGAAAUUUCGUAGGAACUGAUGGCAGAAAAUGAUGAAAAGCAAAAGUUAAUGGAAUUUGUAAAAAAACAGCAGCUGUGAGUGAAUAAUUUUUCGUCUUUGGAAAAAAUAUAUAAUACAACAGCGAAAUAAAAUUGGAAGAGAAAGAACGUAAAUAUAAUAGUUUGGAUUAAAUAACUGAGAAAAAUUCGAGGAGUACAAUUAGAAGAAGGAAAAUUGUGACGUCAAAGAAGGGCUUCAAUUAUGGAGCAAGGUUUCAGUUCUGGAGGCUCUAAUGCUUCCGGAGAUAGUGUUGGAGGCUUUGGGCAAAAUACAACUAAUAAUGGAAAUGGUAGUGAUAUUAUAUACAAUAAAAAUGUCACACAAAAUAGUGGGGGCAAUGGCAACGGUUUAACACCUGAAGUUAAGGAGAUCUACAGAUCUCUCUACAUUGUUGCUAAACAAUUCGACGAUGAGAAGAAAAAAAUUAGCACUAUUUCCCAACUGUUUCAACAUGAUUUGGAGGAGAAACGUUCUCAGCUGGUUCAGCUGUGUAAAAAGAUUGUCUUCAAGGACUACCAAUCCGUGGGCAAGAAGGCACGUGAAAUUAUGUGGCGUAAGGGAUAUUAUGAGUUUAUCGCGUAUGUGAAGAAAAACUGGCAUAAAGAAUUAAAAGACACCACCCAAAUGAAUUCGCAAGACAAUCUCUUAAAAUUAGAACGUUUUCUGUGCGCUGGCAUAUCUAAUUACAAAAGAAUGGCAGCACAAAUGGAAGAGAUAUAUGAUCUGGAUUUAAAAUACUUAAUUGAUUUUAGCAUUAUUAGCGAUGGCUACAUACGUGAAAUCGAAAAGCAAACGGGCGAAAACAAUGGCGGAGGCGAUGAUGGUACUGCACAUCCAGUGGAUAAGAGUUUGGAAGCAGUUUCAUUUGCUCUAGAUACUAUACAUUCGUCACUCUUGAGUUUAGGAGACUUGCACCGUUACUUUUUGGAUUUUCGCAUCGAUACACGUCUAAAGGUUACAAAACAACACGCUGCCAAGUACUACUUUGAAGCGUUUAAAUUGAAUCCGGCAAUUGGCAUGUCGCAGAAUCAGUUAGGUACACUUUACUACGGCCAAAAUCACGAUUUGGAUUCCAUCUAUCACUAUCUAUACUCCUUGGUUAGCAUUGUACCGUUUGAGUUAAGUGAAAAUAAUGUGUGUAAACUUUUUGCCGCUCAUGCGGAUUACUUGGAAAAGUUGGACCCGGAGAAGAUAGAAUUUAGUCUGAAAGACUUUUACGCGCGAUUUUAUUUGAUUGUGGACAUAUUCUUCUUCGAUAAAGAAGUUCCCGAUUUUAACUCUCUUUGUCACUGUGUGCUUGUAGACUUACGCAAAGUUCUCUGCUCCAAGGCAUUCACCAUUGAAGAAAGUUGCAUCUUCAAAAUUGUCUCGAUACUAUUUUUUUGCUUAUCCAAGCUAAAGAUGAUCAACUCCCAGAAGGUUUACUCACUAAAUGCGUUUCUAGUAGCUGUGUGCUCGGAUCUAAUGGACGCUUGCAUUGUAAAUAUGGAGCAAACAAUUUUAGCCAAAUCUGCCGAGAAUGAGGAAUUCCAUGAAAUGUAUGCAGAUAAAUUUGAAGAGUUCAAUGUGGUUGUGCGCAAAUCACGCAACGAAUAUAAAAACUGGCUUGUUACUAUCGGAGAGGCCGACAAGAAAGAGAAGAAACUCAAUGCUAAAAUGUCAUUAAAAGAAUGUUCUUCUGAUUCGCGCGACAGUCAAAAUUCGAAUGACGAGUAUGCCAUCAAAACUCAGGACAGUCACAAGCACACUAAGAUUGAUGGUGGGUCUGAAAAGAAUGCUGAUCCCAUUUCUACACGGUCGAGCGAUGAAGCGAAAGAGAGCGAUCUGAAAACACCGUUAUCCUGCAAAAGCAAGAAGAAAGGCAUGAAACUACGUCGUCGUAGACGCAAAAUCGCUCAGUCGGAUGAUAGCUCUUGUUAUGACACCGAAAGCGAUAUGGAUACCGACUUUAGCACAGAGGAUGAGGACUAUACCGACUUAAGUUCAAAUUUUGACACUGAUUUCAGCGACAUUGAAGCUGAGCCAGUAGCUGAUGAACGAGAGGAGGCCGAUGAAACAGACUUUGUCAAACAGCCAACAAAGGCAGUACCUCAGGAGCAAAAUGCACCACGUUUAUCCUCGGCAGCUUCCAAGGAGAGCCUCACUUCCAACGAAGGCGUCGGUCCGACUUUCUCCGACAAUGAAGACAUUGUGAUAGAAGAGGAGAAGAUUAUUUAUCCCGAUGAACAGCAAGCCACACUGGUAAAGCAACGUACCGAUUCGCAGGAGGUUGACAGUGAGGAAUUGCUACGCAGUUUUGAGGUAUUGCAGCUGAAUGGCAGCGGUUCACUCAACUUCAAGAAUACCGACAACGAGGAAUCACUGCCCGUUGUCGUCGAAAACAAUGAAAAUAAUCAAACUGCUGAAGAUGUCAAUUUGAAUCCGGGCGAGCCGCCAAAGAAACUCGUGUAUCGGAACAAGUAUACGAAAAUUAAUCCGAAUGUAAUAGUUGAGUUUGCGCGCCACGAGCCAACCAUGCGUGCUUUGAAAAUUCUCUACGACUGGUUGCGCAUCAAUCAUGAAAUACUUUUUGGGUGCUAUCACUCCAAUCCCGAAUUCAUACACAAGAUCAUGAAAUUGUUGAAUUACUGCAACAUCGAUAUAUUCACACGCAAAGUAUAUUUCGAACGUGAAUUCUUAACUACACCCAACGUGCGCAAUCCACUCGGUGAUUUGUUUGAUGUGCGCGCCAAUGUGCCAUUGGCAGAAGAUUUCGUUUUUAAGAAUUUCGACAUCUUUCAAGGCACCCAACUGACACUGGAUUGGGAGACGACCAUACGAGAGCAUGUUACACCCGAAGAGGAAUGUAUUUUGCGCAUUUUCAAAAUGGUUGACUUCGGUUUCUUCAUUUGCAAGCAAAAGAAAUUCAAUUAUCGCUUCUGUGUGAAGACGCGCCGCUUCACCGAGAACGCCAAGAAGAAGCGCGAAGAGAAGAAAUCAUCAUCUCGUCGUCGCGAACGCCGCACCAUGAAAAAUGCAACACGCAAGCGUGCCGAAGGACGCACUCGCCGCUACUCGGAUCGCAAGAAUGGCAUCGUGCGCAAGAGUUAUACCAGCAAUGAAGAAAAGGACACCGUUGAGGAAUGCAAGAAAAUGCCGCGCAAAGGUUACUUGCGCAAUCGUAAUAUUGAAAAGUCGGUGACGGGCAAUAACUUCGGCGGUGCUGGCGGUGGAGGUGGUACAUCAGCAUCUACGACGACUAAUAGCGCUAUGUGUGACAAAGUUUUGCUGCAGUCCAGCAGUGGCGCCGACGAAGAACGCUCGGAGGCCAUGUCGAAGAAAUGUGAGAUUAUGGGGAAGUUAUGGCUGAAGAACGAGGUCGAAACCCUGGAGGAGGAGUUACGCAAAAAUCCAUUGAAUAUCAUCAUGACCCCAUUCUUAGUUGUUGAUGCUAAAGCUUUGACUGAGUAUAAUGGCAUUGUCAAGAAUCUGGUGAAGACUAAGAAGUUUAUUGUACUCAUACCGAAUGCAGUUUUGAACGAGUUGGACGAUCUGAAGAAGAGGAGCGAAAAUGCACGCAAUGUCAUCCGUUGGCUGGAACAGGAGUUUAAACAUGGCAAUAGGCAUUUGCGCGCACAGCGUGAUAAUGAGAAUUUGACCCUUUCGUUGUUGAAAAUACCACGGAAACUAGAUCGCGAUGCUAGUGUCUUCUUGCAAAUCGCACAGUUUUGUAAUCAUCUCGUUGCCAAUCAUUCUGAUCCCAAAUCUGCGGAGUUCCAAAGCAAUGUUAUCACUUAUUUGUCUGGCGAUUCACUUCAGGAGAAGCAACGCAAUCAAACUAAUUUUAGUUUCACUGGAAUUUUGGACACCAUCCCCGUACGUUAUGAGCAGAUUUCUAAUUUCUAUUCGAAAUUCAAGGCAAACAAGAAAUGAACCCAUACACGCUGCAGGAGCAACGCCUGCGUGGAGCGUUUUGUGUGAACUCAAGAUCAUAAAAACCAAUGAAGAGAUGAUGAUUAGGGAAGAUAAAGAAUAAGAAGUGCUUACGAAGGAUUAAGGGUCUAUGAAAACGAAAAACAAAAUCAAAUCAAUUCAAACAAAACCAACAAAAAACACAGAAAAUUCCAAAACGUGAAUGAUGAGUGAAUUUAUUCAACGCAAUAACAACAAGAGCGGCGGCAGCCAUAACGGCUACAACAGCGUUAGCAGUAGUAGCAGCAGAGCGGCAGCAUCAGCAGCAAAUAACAAAAACAAAAAGAAAACAACAAUCAAAAAAGCAACUGUAAGUGCAUACAAGCAGUUAGAAAAACCUAAAAAAAAACAACAACAAUUACAACUUUAUCGAGUUAAUUUGAGAACCACAACUACGACGAUGGAAGGUUAGGAUUAUGAUGAUGAGAGAUCGGUGGUGAUGCCAUGCCGGUGGUGUUGAUUUGAAAGUAUACGAAGAACAUGUGCAUUUACGACAUCGGCAGCAGUAGCAACAUGCAAAUAAAUCACGGUAACAUUUGUAGUGGCUUUGGGUAUAUAACUCGUCGUUGGUGAAAUAUUAUUUGUGAUGGCGAUGAUAGGGUGCCAUUGGUGAGCGAGUAGGCGAUUUCAUGAGUUUAUAUUGGCGGCGCAUUGACAUUGCGUUUACAGUUAAAACACUAUUAUCUGCAUUAAUUCCACAUGAAAUUCAGAAACAAAAUUAAAUUAGCUGAUAAAUAGAAGAAAUUAAAAAAAAAACAUUAUUUAAAAACCAUUUCAAACAUUUGACAAUUUUACAAAACAUAGAACAACAAUUUGACAAUUAAGAAGUUACACAAUCAAGAUUUGCAAUAAUCAUAUUUCUAUAUUAAACAGUUUUCGAAAUUUCCGUUUUGUUUUCAAAUUUCUUGGUUAACUUCAUCAUUUAGCGCUAAAUUCAUAAUACAAUUUUCUCUUUUUAUUUUUCAAACUCUUUUCUGAUAACUAUGUUCAAAUUAUAUCUCAUUCGCGCAAUAGAAGCCGCAGUCUGCCAGUUACACUCGUAUAAAUCGUGGUAUCGCCGCACCAACGUUUUCUCUACUGCUAUAUUUUAAGAGCUGUUGCAGUGGCAAGCUCAUUUGCAACACAUUCGAUCGCUAUAAACAAAAAUAACUUUCAAUCAGCAGCUGUCAACAGCAUAGUUUACAUUCGAAUAGGAUUGUGAGCGGAGCAAAAUUUCAACCAUUUGCUAGAAACAAAAUCCAAACUACGUUUUUGCAAUAAACAUAAAUGCCUCAACAAGCUUUUUCAAUAGCAACUUCAAAUUCCGGUACAAUAAUGCUGUGAAGCUUAAGGCAUUUCGCUUGUUUGUUUGUGUAGCCGCAGCCCCUCGAGAAGUACUAGUACAUGCAACCACGUCAACAGUCUUCGCAAUCUUCUCUAAGUGUAGGAGUAUAUUUGUGCGCGAGCACAAUUUUAAUUUCCUUUUCGCUAUGUUCCAAGAUAUUUUACAUAUUACAUAUGCAUACAUGUAAGAGCCUUCUACGUAAUGAAAUGUAAAAGAAUAUGUUAAGACUACAUUGAUUUAGUAUGUCAAACUGCCAAUGAAAUGCAUAACUUCCAUAUGAUAAUUUGUGGUUUCCCGAUUUGUCUGUGAUGACGUGAAACUGGCAUAAGUCAAUGUGUUUAAGCAUUUCUUUUAUGUUUCAUUGCGUAUACGUAAUAUAUUAUUUCAGUAAAUUUUAUUAAUUCAAAAUCAAUUUUGCAUAUAACAUAUUUGUAGUCUCGUAUGUACGUACAUAUGUAUAGUAUACUGCGCUUGGGUUGCUGUCUUCAAAUUCGCCGCAAAGCUAGAAGGAAACGAACGCACGAGUUGUGUAAGGUUAUUUAAAAUCCAUUGUGAACAAAUUAAAUGUAUUUCUAUCACUAAAAUCUGACUUCUCGCAACAUAAUUAGAAUUUCAAUAUUUAACUUUCAUACAAAUGUAGAAUUCAAUAUGGUGUAACAAUAACUUCAAUUUCUUAAACGUGUUAUUUGUAAAAUAGUUUAUUUCAAUUAUAAAAUCUUUUCCACAAAAUCGGCGCCUUAUUCCAGCAAUAAAAUGGACAGCAGCCCCAAACAGUUUAUGCAUAACUAUACUAAUAUUAUAUAAAAUAUUGUUUGUGUCAUUCAUAAAGUUGUGAAUUCGUAAAAACCAGCAUUACGCAGCGUUCCGCUAGGGUAUUUUCAUGCGAAAUCUGUUCUGAAACUAUGUCAACUCAAUUAUAUACUUAACAACAAUUCAGUUUUUCCACAACUUGAAAUAACUUAAAUUCCUUUUAAAUUUUUUUGGAAAUAUCAACAAUUUGCUUAAAUUUACUAAAUUUGCUCUUAAAUCUUUUAAAAGUACCCUCAUUGCUCAAUAAAAUACCCUUGCUGACUUCUGCGUUCUGCCUUUGAAUUAGCCUUUACACACACAUAUAUACACAUAGCUUUUCUUAAUAUAAACAUUAUUUUUACAACAAAAAUGAACACAAAUACAUAUAAUCAUAUCAGGAUUUAAUUUCAAACCAUAACUAAUUAUUUAAUUUAUGUUAAUCAUAGUCGUAAACAGCAACCGUUAUUUAAAAAACAAAAAGCCCAUCCUUCGUCUCCGUGAUCUUUGUUUUGCAUUACAGAACAAGAAAAAAAAAAACAAAAAUUAUAUUAAUAAAACACUUUUAAUGCAAGAGAACCCCAUGAAAGCUCUGCAAGUUGGUGUAGCUGCUUUCACAAAAGCUUUAAAGCUCACCGUCAAAAUUCGGCCGCUCGUAGGGCGUAUCCCUCUAGUGUGCAUAACUUGCACUCACCCGGAGCUUUACACUACACAACGCUUUUGGUUUUAUCUAACUAAAUCAAAUCAUUGUGUGCCAUUUGGUUCUUAGUAUUUGUGUUAAUAUUGAAAAAGGAAGGACAAAAAAAAAUAAAAAAUAAAAAAAAAGAUUUAUAAAUUUAUGACGUAUUUAAUAAUAGCAAUAUAGUUUGCAUAUUAUUUGAAUGAAACAUUUCACAAUACGCUUUAAUUUAAACCAGUUUGAGCCUUUUAAACCCUAAUUUCCUAUUCCUAAAAUAUAUAUACCAAAACAUAUAUAAAUAAUUCCCCCUCAAUUCAUUAAUAACUUUAACAAUAAAAAAAAAAACAAAUUGCUUGUCGGGUUUAACAUAGCUUACAUACAAAGACUAACUGCAAAUCGGUAACCUCAAAAAUACAACUUUUUAGUUCGAAUUUAAUUGCCUGUUUUUUUCUUAUAAAAUAAUAAAUUUAAAUUAGUGGAUAUUUUGAUAAAAAUAUUAUGUAUUUUGCACGUUUUAUAAAAUUUUAAGAAAUUCAUAUAUGUGAAUUGGUUAACUACAAUAAACAUUUCAAUAAAGCUCGACAGCAAAGAA